CUGAUGACGAUCAACGUGAGAGUCGAGCGUACUUUUAUUCGAGUAUGAAAUGGAUUUGUCAAAAUUGGGUGAAACCAUUCUACACUGUGAUGUCAACAUCAAUAAGCGUGUUAACGUAGGAUGGAACAGCAAUGUACAAGUUUAUCUAUGCGCGUUGUUGAACUCUGGUGGUGGUAUUCUUCAUUUGCAAAAUACAUCCCACGAGAAUGAUGACGUCAACUUUAAGUCGCUCGACACGUGGUGGAGCGGGGUUGAACAACAGUUGAGAUGGGUCUUAUCUGAGGAUGACAUCUGUAAUUUUAUUGAUCUGGUUGGAAGCUUCAAUGAUCCAGACUUGUACGUCUUCGUGAAAGGUGCCGAUCACAUCUGUACGGUUCACUAUCAUGCUAGAGUUCCUACAGACACCGCAACGCUGUUUCUCAGCUACCACACUGUCAUGAAACUGAUGAUGCAGCAGGAUGGUCAAGUUGGUUGUCUGUCAAAGUUACGACCGUUUCCCAACGAAUUUCAAUACGGUAAACAGAUUGCUGGCAUCCCUCAAGAGACCAUGCAGAUUCAAUUUAAGUUCCUGAGUAGUGAUAAAGAUGUACGGACAGAACCGAUCGCCGAUCGCAUCAGUUGGUUCAUUCGGCGAUACGUCUCGGCCUUCGCUAAUCAUGCUGGGGGUCAUAUUAUCUUUGGUGUGGAAGACAAAACAUGUCAGGUUUACGGAGAAGAGAUACCAGACGAGGCAACCAAAUAUGACAUCAUCGACAAAGUAGAGGAGAGAAUGAAAAAAACGAUUUGGGUGCACCUGAAACAACGCGUCCAGAGAGGUAUACAUUGGGAUAUUGGAUUCUAUCCGGUACUCAAUACUCCGGAAGGAAUCACUGGUUCACGGGUUGUUGUGGUGGUGUCCGUGGUCAAGUACCCAGGCCUUGUUUACACACAAUGUCCAGAGAGCUAUCAUAUUGUUAAUGGGAAAGUAGAACAGUUGUCAUUCACAGACUGGAGGUCUAAUCUAAUGAUGCAAAUCACAGAUAUAGAUGAACUGAAAUAUAAAUAUCAUCGUCUGGAAAUUCAGAGUCCUAGAUCCGUUCCGGUCUACAUGCUGCAUGACACCAUCACUGUAAUUCAAGAGAAACACUUUAAACUUAAAGAAGAUACCAUAUCCUGUUUUCCGACUGGAUUUCUACAAAGACUGUCUUCAAAGCCAGCCAGGGAAUGGCUGCAGAAAUUUAUCUCUCAGUGUACUAUGUCGGGCAUCAUGAUACUGUUGUCAUGGACUUUAUUUGAUGCCUCCAUGGUUACCAAACCAAAGGAUGCAGUUUGUGAUGUUCUUCUCCUGACAAAAACAGGAAUCAUACUUAUCACUUUGGUUGAGGGCGCUGUAACCAGUAAAACGGAACAUUAUAGCGUUCAACUUGGAGCCAAAUUAAAACAAAGAAUAGUGUUAGAUGGAGGCUGUCGUGAAAAGUUUAAUAUCAUUUGUCUUGCUUUUAGUUGUCUUGAGAAGGUUCCAGGUAAUUACAUCCUUGAAAACCACUGUCUGGAGCAGUAUCACAUCACUGAAGACAAAAUCCAGGCACUUCUUCACAGCAUAGUUGUUGUCAUGGCAACAUUCACACCAAUGAUCAAUGAAUCAUGGCAUAAAGAAAAGUCUUUUCUUCUAACAUUCAGUCCGCAACAGUUUGAGUUGCUAUGGCUAUACCGCCAGCACAAGGAACUAUGGGUAUAUGGUCCUCCAGGUUCAGGAAAGACUCUCUCAGCCAUUUGUUUUAUCAAAGGGCUGCUAAAAACUGGUUGCCAUGGUGAUGAAGUACUGUACUUAUGUGAAAAUCAACCUCUGUGUGACAAUAUUAGAAAACUCAAUAUAUGUCAAGCAGUUUGCAGAAGGAAGUUUCUUGCAGACUACAAUUCUAGCAGUGAGAAAGGCAGUUGCUAUGAGAACAUAAAACACAUUGUUAUUGAUGAAGCUCAGAAUUUCAAAGAUUGGGAUGGUGAUUGGUACAGGUUAGCAAAUCACAUCGUCAGGAGAGGUGAGGAUGGUGCCGGUCACCAUGGUUACCUUUGGGUUUUUGUUGACACAAAUCUGCAGGUGCACAAGUUCAACACAGGUAUGCCAGAUUUGACCCACAAGAUAACAUUUGGGCUUACACAAAUAAUCAGAUGCUCGGGUGAGCUGUUUGGUUUUGCGUCCAAAUUUCUUCAAAGUCAUUAUGAUGAAGUUGAUUCGUUGGACACUAGUUUAGCUCAUGAUUACCCUGGUGAAAAAGUGAAAUUCUUGUCAUCGCACAAUGCAGAUAUUGACACUCUACUACCAAAUCUUGUCCGUGAAUAUACCCAGCGUGGUUACCAUGCCAGCGAUGUGGCAAUUCUCUUCAGCAAGAAACAAGAAGCAGAGGAGCGAAGUGACUUACCCGUAGGAGAAGCCACUACUGUAGACAGCGUCAAACACUUCAGUGGUUUAAGCAAACCAGUCGUUAUAGCUGUGCACCCAAAGAUCAAUCCACAGACAGGAGAUUAUAACAAAUUCAUGCUUAAUCUCAUUUCUAGAGCAUCAUCACAAUUAAUUAUUAUCUCUGCAUCAGACAAUGAUAAAUCUCAACUGAUGGACAAAUAUAACGACUGA
Molecule: messenger RNA, 2611 nt
Organism: Saccoglossus kowalevskii
Lineage: Eukaryota; Metazoa; Hemichordata; Enteropneusta; Harrimaniidae
Product: schlafen family member 5-like
Source: RefSeq, a predicted model, not a curated record